AUGUCAAACAUCAAGGAUUUGCCAAAUCAUGAAUCCUCAAACCACGAGAGGUGUUCCAGCGAAGAACCCUCGGAGAAGAUGCCUCUCAAGAGAGACCUCGAAGACAGACUCGGCAAUUCUCACGUCAACCUCCUUCCCAGAAAGAAACUUGUGAUUUGCCUACUAGUGAACGCUUUCUGCUUGUUUGUGUGCUUUUUGGACCAGACCUCCCCCACGGUGGCUCUUCCAGCGAUCGCCAGUGACUUAGGAGCUGAAAAUUCCAUCAACUGGGCUGGUACCUCGUCGCUUUUGGCCAACUGUGUUUGCCAGGUGUUAUUCGGCCGUUUUGCCGACAUCUUCGGCAGAAAAAACAUGCUCAUGGGCUCCCUCGGGAUGCUUCUUGUGGCCAAUAUGCUCUGUGGAUUUGCACAAACGGGACCCCAGUACUACGUAUUUCGUGCUUUUGCAGGUAUUGGCGUUGGCGGAACGCAGUCCAUGGGAAUGGUGAUUUUGAGUGACGUGGUGACGCUCAAACAGAGGGGCAAGUUUCAAGGAAUCAUGGGAAGUGCUGUGGGUAUUGGAAACGCCGUGGGUCCUAUCAUCAUGGCGCUUUAUGUGGAGCACUCCACCUGGAGAAACUUCUACAGAACGCUUCCCCCAAUCAUGUUUGUUGUGCUUGUCAUUGUGUACUUUGUCACCGAGGACAACAGAAAGGGUCAGCUGGUGCUCUCCAUGAGAGAGAAGUGGAAGAAAAUCGACUAUAUUGGGAUUUUUUUUGCAACCGCCGGCUUGACGCUUCUUUUGAUCCCCAUCAGCGGAGGAGGCUCCACAUACGCCUGGGAUAGCGACUUGGUGAUUGCCAUGUUCGUCGUUGGCGGAGUGUGCUGCAUUGUGUUCCUCAUCGUGGAGUGGAAGGUGCCCGAAUUGCCCAUGAUCCCGGUGUACAUCUUCAAAAACUGGUCCUUGAGCGUCUUGCUCUUGUCCACCUUCUUGUACGGCAUUGCGUACUUUGGCUUCUUGUUCAUCGUCUCCUACUACUUCCAGUUGGUCAUGGGCCAGGACGCCUUGCACUCGGCCUACUACUUGCUUCCCUUGGUGCUCAUGCAAGCCAUCAUGUCCAUCACCGCUGGAACCAUCAUAUCCUAUUCUGGCCACUGGAUCCACGUUUUGAUUGGCGGAUACCUGUUCUGGCUUACAGGAGCCGGCAUGACGAUAGCAUGGAAGGAAAACACAGGCAGCGGCAUGAUUAUCGGCUCUCUUUUAGUCAUGGGCGUCGGUGUGGGUUUCAUUUUCCAGCCCACCAUGGUUGCAGUCCAGGCCAAUGCCACUAUGGCGCAAAGAGCCGUUGUUAUCGGCACCAGAAACGUCUUGAGAGCUUUUGGAGGUGCUUUGGGCGUUGCCUGUGCCACCUUGAUCAUCUCCAAUUCGUUGAUCAACGAAAUUAACCUGGAGCUCGGCAGUCUGAAUGUGCCUAGUCUGUUUUUGAUCAACUUGAAGGCGAACAUUUACACCAAGGCCGAUCUUAGCGGGCUCACGGAAGCUCAGAAGGACACCGUCAGGAGCAUGUACAUGACGUCGAUCAGAAACGUUUUUUACUUCACGAUUCCCUUGCUUGCCAUUUGUCUCAUUCUACUGUGUUUGGUCAAGGACAGAGGCCUCCAGUGUCUUGACCAGCAGCCGGAAAAGAAGAAGGACAAGGAAGCCGAGUCGGUCACCGAAAAGAAGGAGUAA
Messenger RNA from Candidozyma pseudohaemuli, 1710 nucleotides. RefSeq lists its product as uncharacterized. Lineage: Eukaryota; Fungi; Ascomycota; Pichiomycetes; Serinales; Metschnikowiaceae. Gene Ontology annotation, biological process: transmembrane transport. The transcript has a single exon. The coding region runs from base 1 to 1710 and encodes 569 amino acids. The record is from RefSeq and is a predicted model, not a curated record. Gene Ontology annotation, molecular function: transmembrane transporter activity.